This is a messenger RNA of Castor canadensis (American beaver), 4324 nucleotides long. It is a transcript of the gene Ptgfrn, whose product is annotated as prostaglandin F2 receptor inhibitor. The record is from RefSeq and is a predicted model, not a curated record. NCBI's taxonomy places the organism in Eukaryota, Metazoa, Chordata, Mammalia, Rodentia, Castoridae. Gene Ontology annotation, cellular component: membrane.
GGGAAGCGGUCGGGGCUGCACAGAGGGAUCGGCGGGGCCGGCUCCCGGGGCCGGCCGGCUGGCGGAGGGAGGGAAGGAGGCGGGCGGGCGCGAUCGGAGCCAGGGGCGCACGUACGCCCCAGCGCUGGGAUUUCUCGGCUCGCGAGCAGAGCGGAGCAGGCGCGCGGCCCAGCGGAGGAGCGCGGACUCUGGAGCAGCCGGAGCUGGAGGAGGAGGAGGAGGAGAGGCGGCGGGGAAGGAGGAGGAGGGGGAGAGUCGCUCCCGCCCGGCGAGCAUGGGGCGCCUGGCGCCGAGGCCGCUGCUGCUGGCGCUCCUGUCGCUGGCUCUCUGUCAUGGGCGUGUGGUGAAAGUCCCCGCAGGGACCUUGGUCCGCGUGGUGGGCACUGAGCUCGUCAUCCCCUGCAACGUCAGUGACUACGAUGGCCCCAGCGAGCAAAACUUUGACUGGACUUUCUCAUCUUCGGGGAGCAGCUUCGUGGAGCUGGCAAGCACCUGGGAAGUGGGCUUCCCAGCACAGCUGUACCGGGAGCGGCUGCAGAGGGGCGAGAUCCUGUUGAGGCGAACUGCCAACGACGCUGUGGAGCUCCACAUAAAGAACGUGCAGCCCUCAGACCAAGGCCACUACAAGUGCUCCACCCCCAGCACAGAUGCCACCGUCCAGGGCAACUAUGAGGACACAGUGCAGGUUAAAGUGCUGGCCGAUGCCCUGCACGUGGUACCCGGCGUGCGGCCCCCACCCAGCCUCAGCCUGCGGGAGGGCGAGCCCUUUGAGCUGCGCUGCGUGACGUCCACUGCCUCCCCGCUGCACACGCACCUGGCGCUGCUGUGGGAGCUGCACCGGGGCCCCGUGCACCGCCCGGUCGUUGCACUCACCCACCAGGGCAGGUUCCACCCGGGCCCAGGCUACGAGCAGCGCUACCACAGUGGGGACGUGCGCCUGGACACCGUGGGCAGUGAUGCCUACCGCCUGUCUGUGUCCCGGGCACUGUCCGCUGACCAGGGUUCCUACAAGUGUGUCAUCAGCGAGUGGAUCGCCGAGCAGGGCAACUGGCAAGAAAUCCAAGAAAAAGCCGUGGAAGUUGCUACCGUGGUGAUCCAGCCAACAGUUCUGCGAGCAGCUGUGGCCAGGAAUGUGUCCGUGGCCGAAGGAAAGGAACUGGACCUGUCUUGUAACAUCACAACAGACCGCGUGGAUGACGUCCGGCCCGAGGUGACGUGGUACUUCAGCAGGACACCUGACAGCACCGUGCCUGCCUCGCACGUGUUGGCCCGGCUAGACCGAGACUCCCUGGUGCACAGCUCUCCCCACAUUGCUCUGAGUCACAUGGACGCACGCUCCUACCAUUUACUGGUUCGGGAUGUUAGCAAAGAAAACUCCGGAUACUAUUUCUGCCACGUGGCACUGUGGACUCCUGGGCACAACAGGAGCUGGUAUAAGGUGGCAGAGGCCACUUCUGCCCCAGCCAGCGUGGGUGUGACCUGGCUAGAACCAAACUACCAGGUGUACCUGAAUGCUUCUAGGGUCCCUGAAUUUUCAGAUGAUCCCACAGCACUGGAGUGCAGGGUGGUGGACAUGAAGAGCGUGGAGGCGAGUGUCCGCUUCACAGUGUCGUGGUACUAUAGAGUGCAUCGGCGUAGUGACGAUGUGGUGCCCAAUGAGCUUCUUGCGGUCAUGGACGGGGACUGGACGCUGAGGUAUGGAGAGAGGAGCAAGCACCGGGCCCAGGAUGGAGAGUUUAUUUUUUCUAAGGAGCACAUGGACACGUUCAAUUUCCGGAUCCAAAGGACUACAGAGGAAGACAGGGGCAAUUAUUUCUGUGUUGUGUCUGCCUGGACCAGGCAGCAGAACAACAGCUGGGUGAAGAGCAAGGAUGUCUUCUCCAAACCUGUCAGCAUUUUCUGGCCAUCGGAAGAUUCUGUGCUGGUGGUGAAGGCGAGGCAGCCAAAGCCAUUCUUUGCUGCAGGGAAUACAUUUGAGAUGACUUGCAAAGUAUCUUCCAAGAACAUCAAGUCGCCACGCUACUCUGUUCUCAUCACGGCUGAGAAGCCCGUUGGGGACCUCUCCAGUCCCAACGAAACCAAGUACAUCAUCUCCCUGGACCAGGACUCUGUGGUAAAGCUGGAGAACUGGACAGAUGCAUCACGAGUGGAUGGCGUUGUGUUAGAGAAAGUACAGGAGGAUGAAUUCCGCUACCGAAUGUACCAAACUCAGGUCUCAGAUGCAGGGCUGUACCGCUGCAUGGUGACAGCCUGGUCUCCUGUUGGGGGUAGCCUGUGGCGAGAAGCAGCAACUAGUCUCUCCAAUCCUAUUGAGAUAGACUUUCAAACCUCAGGUCCCAUAUUUAAUGCCUCUGUGCAUUCAGACACACCAUCAGUCAUCAGGGGAGAUCUGAUCAAACUGUUCUGUAUCGUCACUGUCGAAGGAGCGGUGCUGGAUCCAGAUGACAUGGCCUUUGAUGUGUCCUGGUUUGCGGUACACUCCUUUGGCUUAGACAAGGCUCCUGUGCUCCUGUCCUCCCUGGAUCGAAAGGGAAUAGUCACAACAGCCCAGAGGGACUGGAAGAGCAACCUCAGCCUGGAGCGCCUGAGUGUGCUGGAAUUCUUGCUUCAAGUGCAUGGUUCUGAGGACCAGGACUUUGGCAACUACUACUGUUCCGUGACUCCAUGGGUGAAGUCGCCAACAGGUUCCUGGCAGAAGGAGGCAGAGAUUCACUCCAAGCCCAUCUUUAUAACUGUGAAGAUGGAUGUGCUGAACGCCUUCAAGUACCCGCUGCUGAUCGGCGUGGGGCUGUCCACUGUCAUUGGGCUCCUGUCCUGCCUCAUCGGGUACUGCAGCGCCCACUGGUGCUGCAAGAAGGAAGUGCAGGAGACACGCAGGGAGCGUCGCAGACUCAUGUCCAUGGAGAUGGACUAGACGGCCACUGGGGGUGGCCGACAGAGGGAUGUUCUAGGAACGGUGGGGGUGAGAAGAGGACAGUGAUGUUUUUAAGCGAAGUGUGUCACACUACAACCAGUCCUCUCUAAUCUCAGGUGGGACUCGGCGCUCUUUCUUUUCUGCAUGUCAAGGUCCGAGCGCGGAUAUGUUUACCAGCACACAGCUCUUCUUCCCACGGCACUUUCUGAUCUGUAACGAUCGAGUGUGUGUUUCUCAACUGCAGCUUUUUAGCGGUUAACCUUUGUCUCAUUUUUGUUUUUUUCCUCCUACCAGCUUAUAGAUCCUCCGACUUGUGUGUGUCAGUCGCUUUGGUUUUGAGGGGUUACAGUGAGGAAGGACAAUGGCUUUCAGAGUUCUUUAUGGUGGGUGCAGAUGUGCCUGCCCCGGAGAGCCAGCACCCACGCUGGGGUCUGGGGGUAGGAGAGAUGCUGACUGUGCCCUUCCAUCCCAGCCUCCAGAAGACACAGAUCUGACAGAUCUGUGCCAAAGGCUAAUUUGUGGCUUUUACUUACCCUGCCCCAUCCCCUAUUUUCAGGGGUUUUGACUACACUUAAAAUCUCAACUUGGAGUAUGUAACAUCUCCUUGAAUCCAGAUGAGUUGUUUUAUCUUUUAUUUUUUUUUUCUCUGCCCCUCUUCCAUUUCUUCUGUAUUCAUUUCUGUGAGAGUGAGGGAGUGGCAACCCUGGAGUCUGGAAUUUGGCUUUCCACCAAGCACCUUAUCUUGCCACCUUAGCCUUAAGAAUGAAUAUGAAUUAAAAUACAGUGCCACCUGUCCAAGACCAUAAGGAUGUCUGUAAGGAAGAGGUUGGGGGCAAGGAAAGGAACAGGCACUCUCUGACAGUUGCAAGGUCACCGGGUCUCAGCGGGGAGACCCUGGGGAGAACACACUGGGAUCCUGGGGCACCAGGUUUUUGCAGCCUAACUUGGGAGAGCUAAUGCAUCCAGGGCCAUAUUUUGCUGAAGAAGUCCCUCUGUCUCUGCCACGCCCCGCUUGCUGCCCCUUUCAAGAGGCAAAGGCUUUGGCUACCAAGGGACUUACAGGGAAUGCACAGAGAAGCUGUGUCCUUCACGUGCCACUUGGGCUUCUUCACAUGAAGGCACAUUGCUGCUUAGAAGACUGACUGACUCCAAGGAAUCAAAAAUUGCCCAGAGGAACCGUGUGCUUUCUAUGACCUUCUCAGUCCUUCAUGCCUUUUUCAGCUUCCCCACAGGGGGUUAGUGAAGAAGGGUACACUUUGUGGAAUGGUUACUUUCCUAUUAAGAACACGAAGGAAACCCAGCAAUUUACUGUCACGUGAACAGCCUGUAAAAUAGGGUUGAGAGGGGUCCUCUUUGCCUGACUGCUCCCAUCAGGAAUAGGACAAUGGGCAGAAAGAGAUCCGCCCAGCU